ACGGUAGGAUGACAUCUAGCGAUAGUGCGUCUACUGGCGAUUCUACCGGCAAAGGUAAUCGGGUAUGAGUUGUUAUUGUUGUUGUUGUUUUGUCUAGUGUAGUUAAUCAAGAGAGGCCCUUUGCGAGGUGUCGCAAUGAUGACAUGUCAUACCAUUCAAAACCUUCAAGACGAGGUGAUUCAAGAUCUUAGUACAAAGUACGCGGUCCACGUGGAUAGUCGGUCUUGCCAAUUGGACGAAGAUGCUCUAGACUCGAAUAAUGCAGACUGCUAUGCGGUGAAACAUUGGGGUGUCUGUCAACAUACAAGUGUUUGGGAAUUUAAAGAGAACUGUUCAGUUUUUGUAUUUCCUUUUACACCAUAUGUCAAAGACCUAGAUCAACGUCAAAAGAUUCGAUUAGGAGCAUAUGUUGAUGAGGCACAUGACUCUGGUAAGUGUAUAGUUACUCUUCUUGAGAAGAGCUGCUCAUUUACAGACCUUAAACGUUUUCAUGCUAUUCUGAAUAUGAGGAAGGUGUUGACUGUUGACAAGAGCAAUAGUGACUGUGCUGGAUAUGUCAGCACCAUCAUUAGGCACUUGCUGAGCAGCCAUCCUACUCAGAAUGAAGCAACAAGCUGGACUGGAAUUUGGACUGAUGCUUUCUGUGAACUUGAGAGGCUAUAUAGUUACUGCCAUGCAUCUGAUUGUCUUUUGUCCAAUGACAAUCAUCAUGAUCGUGGUUGUUGGACUGUUUAUGUCCAAAUUGGUCAUGGUCUACUCAAACUACUCUUCACGUAUCUUGAUUCUUUGGAUCUUGAAGAGACUUCGGAUUUGAAGAAUACACGUGAUGAGUGUAAAUACGAGAAUGAAACACUAUCAAAUAUUACAUUAUCUGUAAGCAAUCUAGGACUUCUGCCUGGUUUCCAACUGGCUAACAACAUUCGGGAAAUGAUUUUGAAGGUUUAUCCACAUUGGGUAAAAAUGCAUGGUGAUCUUCCACCAUUACAUACAGAUCAGCCCAAUGAACUUAAGGAAUGCGUUCAUCAGUUGAGUAGUGUUUGUAACAUGAAGAGCUAUACUGCUGAUGACUGGGUUGAGGUUACCACUGCUGCUGAAGCUGUACGCGUCAGUUUAGAAGAACUACUGAAAACUACAAGAAAAGGAGAUAGGUUGCACGCAAGAUUGGAAUCUCUUUUACCAUUUGUUAAAUUUAUUGCUAAGUCAGAAGCAAACUCAUUUGUUGUAAGAAGCUGUAACAUUUAUUUAAAACUUUUGCAAACUUUGUGUUACUAA
Molecule: messenger RNA, 1272 nt
Organism: Corticium candelabrum
Lineage: Eukaryota; Metazoa; Porifera; Homoscleromorpha; Homosclerophorida; Plakinidae
Exons: 2
Coding region: 136-1272 (378 amino acids)
Source: RefSeq, a predicted model, not a curated record